AUGGCGGGAGACGGCGGCGGCGGUGUCCGCGAUUUAGUAGUGCAGACUUGGGUCAUGUACAGCAUUGGGAUCGCGCUAUACCUACUCAGAGUCUACGCGAGAUUUCAAAGACUGGGGUGGAAAUGGCAGGCCGAAGAUAUUGUCAUGCUCACUGGAGUCGGCUGGUAUACCGCAUUCGUCGUGACCAACAUCCAGCUCGCUGAAGGUGGGGGUGGCACUCUUUACCUGCCUGGACAGUUUGAGACCUUCACGCCCGAAGAUAUUGCGUCAAGAGUACAGUUUGCCAAGGUGGAAUUUGCGUCUGAGCAGUGCAUGGUCAAUGUUGUAUGGACGACGAAAGCUUGUAUGCUGAUAAUAUACUAUCGGCUGACCUUCAAUCUCAAACAACAGUUCUGGGUGAAGCUGUGCGCCGCAUAUACCCUCGCCAGCUUUGUUGCCGUCCAGCUUACAUUGUUUCUCAACUGCCGGCCCUUUUCCGGAUACUGGACUCUUCCACCACCGCAGGAAGAGUGCGCCACAUACUUUCAUUUUGAAGUCAUCAACGCAGUUUUCAACAUCUCGUCUGACGUCGCAAUUCUGGUCGUAAUUGUGCCGACCCUGUGGAAAAUGAACAUGUGGGCCCGAGAAAAGCUGCCUGUGGUGUUCAUUUUCUCUCUUGGCUUCUUUUUGAUUAUCUGUGCCAUCGUGUCGAAAUAUUUCACCUUUCGCGACAUCUUCGACACAUCUUACCAAUUUUGGUAUCUUCGAGAAGCAUCGGUCGCUAUCUACAUUUCGAACCUGCCUUAUAUCUGGUCAUUCUUCCGCCGAACAAUUCGAUUCCUACGUGCGAGUACGGCGGUCAAUAAUAUCACCAAUUCCACUACAAAAAACACUUCCUCCUCGCAACGGCGGCAUAACAUAUACGACGGGAGUGGCUCGGGCACAAGUCCAUUCCAGCCUAAUACAGGCCACGGAUUCAUCUCAUCGGUUUCGUCCAAUGUUGAUGAAAUCGAGAUCAAUGGAUUUGAUGGCCGCGAAAGCAAUGAACAUAUUAUCGCUGAAGACGGAACGGUAUCACACACGGGAGAUGAUAUGCGCUUAGAAAAUGGGGCGGAUUGGAGUAGAUCUUAUCGUAUACAGAAGACGACGGAAAUUCAUGUCACUAACAAUCGCUUCAGCCAAGCAAAGGAUAUCAUCUAA
This is a messenger RNA of Talaromyces proteolyticus, 1179 nucleotides long. RefSeq lists its product as uncharacterized. Lineage: Eukaryota; Fungi; Ascomycota; Eurotiomycetes; Eurotiales; Trichocomaceae. The transcript has 6 exons. Bases 1 to 1179 code for a protein of 392 amino acids. The record is from RefSeq and is a predicted model, not a curated record.